GCUCUUUCCCCAUCUGAAUAAUUCCAUAACUUUUGGGACCUCACAGAAGUUUUGCGUAACUGUGUGAACAGUGUAUGAUGGAGGACCCCUACAGGGAGAGGACUUCUCUGGCCCGCGGCGCUCGGGACAUCGCCAAAGAAGCCAAACGGCACGCGGUCAAAAAGGCCAACAAGGUCAUGGAUCGCGCCUCUGACGAGUACUCGGGACGCUCCUACAGUCGCUUUGAGAACGAUGAGGAUGAGGAGGACGACCGCUACUACUACCAGGACGGGCAGGUCCAGCAGCGUGAGGAUGACGAAGGCUCCAGCGAUGCCACAGAAGGUCACGACGAUGAAGACGAGAUCUAUGAGGGCGAGUACCAGGGCGUGCCGGCCGAGGGCGGGGGUCAGAUGGCGAUGGGCCGGCCGGUGUCGGACGGACUGAAGGACAGGAGGGAGCUGGAGAAGGAGCGCGAGGCGGAGGAGGAGGAGCUAGCGCAGCAGUAUGAGCUGAUUAUUCAGGAGUGCGGGCACGGCAGGUUCCAGUGGCAGCUGUUCCUGGUGCUGGGGCUGGCGCUCAUGUCCGACGGCGUGGAGGUGUUCGUGGUCGGAUUCGUCCUGCCCAGCGCUGAGACCGACAUGUGUGUGCCCAACUCUGGAGCAGGGUGGCUGGGUAGUAUUGUGUACCUGGGGAUGAUGGUGGGAGCGUUCUUCUGGGGCGGUUUGUCGGAUAAAGUGGGCAGACGGCAGUGCCUGCUGGUGUGUAUGUCUGUCAACGGCUUCUUCGCCUUCCUGUCCUCGUUCGUGCAGGGCUACAGCACGUUCCUCUUCUGCAGGAUGCUCUCGGGGUUUGGGAUUGGUGGGGCGGUGCCCAUCGUGUUUUCGUACUUUGCGGAGUUCCUGGCGCGGGAGAAGCGCGGUGAGCACCUGAGCUGGCUCUGCAUGUUCUGGAUGAUAGGUGGCAUCUACGCCUCCGCUAUGGCCUGGGCCAUCAUCCCCCACUACGGCUGGAGUUUCAGUAUGGGCUCUGCGUAUCAGUUCCACAGCUGGAGAGUGUUUGUGGUGGUGUGUGCGCUGCCGUGUGUGUGCGCGGUCGUAGCCCUCACCUUCAUGCCUGAGAGUCCUCGCUACUACCUGGAGAUGGGGAAGCAUGAUGAGGCCUGGAUGGUGCUGAAACAGAUCCACGACACCAACAUGCGCGCACGCGGGGAGCCGGAGAAAGUAUUUACUGUGAACCGCAUAAAAAUCCCUAAGCAGCUGGAUGAGCUGGUGGAGAUGCAGUCCGAGUCAGCGAACCCAGCAACUAAAGUGCUCUUCCGUAUCCGGAAUGAACUCCGCGGGAUCUGGCUGACCUUCCUAAAGUGCUGGGAUUACCCUGUGAAGGACAACACAGUGAAGCUAGCCAUAGUGUGGUUCUCUCUGUCUUUCGGGUACUACGGCCUGUCGGUGUGGUUUCCUGAUGUUAUAAAGCACCUGCAGGCAGACGAGUAUGCAUCGCGUGUGAAGAACCACAGGAAUGAACGCAUUGAAGACUUCACCUUCAACUUCACACUGGAGAACCAGGUCCACUCUAACGGACUCUUCAUCAACGACAGGUUUGUCGGUAUGAAGUUUAAAUCGGUCACCUUUAAAGACUCCACCUUCCAGAACUGUUACUUUGAGGACGUCACUUCGCUCGGCUCCUUCUUCAAAAACUGCACCAUCAUAGACACCUUCUUCUACAAUACAGAUAUUGACGACUCAAAAUUCAUCGGUUCGUCAGUGAUCAACAGCACAUUCGCUCACAAUAAAACGGGCUGUCAGAUCACGUUCGAUGAUGACUACAGCGCCUACUGGGUCUACUUCAUCAACUUCCUGGGGACCCUGGCCGUGUUGCCGGGCAACAUAGUCUCCGCGCUCCUCAUGGACAAAGUUGGGCGCUUGAGCAUGUUGGGGGGUUCCAUGGUGUUGUCCGGUAUCAGUUGUUUCUUCCUGUGGUUCGGCACCAGUGAGUCGAUGAUGAUCGCCAUGCUCUGCCUUUAUAACGGCCUGAGUAUAUCUGCCUGGAACUCACUGGACGUGGUCACGGCAGAGCUGUAUCCCACUGACAGGAGGGGCACUGGUUUCGGGUUCUGUAAUGCUAUGUGCAAGCUGGCCGCCGUGUUGGGUAAUCUGAUUUUCGGCUCAUUGGUGGGCAUCACUAAAGCCAUCCCCAUCCUGCUGGCUUCAAGCGUGCUGGUCUGCGGCGGCCUCGUCGGACUGCGACUCCCGGACACCCGCGCCAACGUCCUCAUGUGAC
Molecule: messenger RNA, 2256 nt
Organism: Colossoma macropomum (tambaqui)
Lineage: Eukaryota; Metazoa; Chordata; Actinopteri; Characiformes; Serrasalmidae
Product: synaptic vesicle glycoprotein 2C-like
Exons: 13
Coding region: 75-2255 (726 amino acids)
Biological process (GO): transmembrane transport; chemical synaptic transmission
Cellular component (GO): membrane
Molecular function (GO): transmembrane transporter activity
Source: RefSeq, a predicted model, not a curated record